This is a messenger RNA of Hypoxylon fragiforme, 1793 nucleotides long. RefSeq lists its product as uncharacterized. The transcript has a single exon. Gene Ontology annotation, molecular function: ubiquitin protein ligase activity. Gene Ontology annotation, biological process: protein monoubiquitination; protein polyubiquitination. Bases 184 to 1347 code for a protein of 387 amino acids. The record is from RefSeq and is a predicted model, not a curated record. Lineage: Eukaryota; Fungi; Ascomycota; Sordariomycetes; Xylariales; Hypoxylaceae.
GGAGUACCUACUACCUAGUACCUAGGUCCUGGGCUAGUUACCAGGUACCUACCUACCUACGUAUUAUCAAUUAAAUCAACUAAUCAGUCAGUUGCUUUGUUACCAACAACAACAUUAACAAUAACAACGACAACAACGACAACGUCAUACGACUUGUAUCUCUGUCGCUGACGCUCUACCAACAUGGAAACAGACGUAGACGAAGCUGAAGUACCAUCCAAAGUACUUCAAAAUGCCCUUGCCGAAGUAGUAUUACCAUCAGAAAGACAAUCCGGUAACACCGCCAACCAAAACGAAAUAUGUUGUGUUAUUUGCCUCGAUCGCGUCACUGAAGCCUGCGAGGCUCGACCUUGCGGUCACCGAAACUUCGAUUAUGUUUGCCUGAUCAAUUGGCUUGAGCAACAGGCGAAGUGCCCCCUCUGCAAGAGCAACGUCAACGAAGUCUGGUACGACUUCAACCAUAAUGGAGCGGAUGCGAAAAACCAAGUAUAUCUAGUCCCUCCUCCAAAAGAGCCAUCACAAAACGUAUUACCCAACAUAUUACCAAACCUCUCACAACAACAAUCUCAACACCCACCAUGGCACCAUGCGCAGUUGCGACUUCGGCAUCAACAAACUCGAUUUGCCUUACAAAGAUAUCUUCGCUCUCGGUCUCGGUACCCGCCUACAGCUCCAAGGCAGCUAACUUCUGAGGAGGCUCUUCUUCGUCGUAAACAAGUUUAUCGUCACCAACUUUAUUCUCUACACGUCGGAUCUAAUCAUAUAUCUGGAUUCCGCGACUUGACUCCCCAGUUGUUUCAGACUGACCCCGAGAUGGUUUCUCGGGCACGAUCAUGGUUGAGAAGGGAAUUGCAAGUCUUCGAGUUUCUCCAUACCCCACCUACCGCGCAAUCUAACGACGAUGCAAUGACAAGACGACGUGCAACCAACGCGGAGUUUCUGCUCGAGUAUAUAAUUGCCAUCCUGAAGGCUGUGGAUAUUCAAGGAAGUCAAGGCCAAGCAGAAGAAAUGCUUAAAGACUUCCUGGGUCGAGCUAACACGAAGUUACUCCUUCAUGAGCUUGCGAAUUUCUUACGCAGUCCUUGGUCGAUCGAGGAUUGGGAUCGCAAGGUCCAGUACCCCAUCGUGAGAAUGCAUCCAGUAGUGCAAGAUGAGCAAGAGGAGGAAGGGGGAUUCCCUACAGGCCACAGACAAGUGGAAAGAGAAAGUUCGGACACGGGGACACUCACGGGGACACUCAUGGGGACACACACGGGGACACAACGGACGGGGGAUUUUUAUCGUCCUAACUAUUCUGACCAGAAUCAUAGAAGGACAAAGUCAACAAAUGAAAAUCAAACAGAUUAAAACCUACUUGUCGGUUCAAGAGAAUCAAUAGUGCUGCCAUAAAUGAUACUGACAUCCCAAAAGCACGAAUAAGAAAUACAAAACGUUAACUAACCUACCUACCCUAAGUACACAUGGACUCGCUACAUUUCUUCACAUGCACUUCAGAAGGCACCCACGCCUAGAAAAACUAGUCAAUGCAUUCAAACCCAUCGCCUUAUUUGCACAGGCACCAGGUGGUCAGAUAUUUAAAGGGAUGAUGCGUUUCGUUCAGCUCACAGAGUUUCUACUUCUGCCUACUUUUGUCUACGAUAUAUGUCAAAGCUAGAACUCUAAUAUCACCCAAGUGCUAAUGGAAGAUCUGAGCACUGAGGAUUAUAAAGUCACCCUCCUCUCUCCCACAUCCUUUGUAAUUUUUCAAGUUAAUUUUGCCCAUCUCACCCACCUUAUAAUUCACAAUUCUUGAG